AUGAUCAAUUUGAACAAUAAAGUUGCUUUAAUUACUGGUUCAAGUGAUGGAAUCGGAAAAGAAACAGCUAUACUCUUUUCAUCUUUGGGUGCUAAAGUGGCCAUAGUUGGACGUGAUCAAAGUAAACUGGAUAAAGUUGCUGCUGAAUGUGAAGCAAAGUCACCUCAUCACUACAAGCCUGUUGUUAUCAAGGCAGACUUCAUUAGAAAUGAAGAUGUUGUUCGGACCUUUGAAGAAACCAUUUCUGCUUAUAAAACUUUGGACAUUUUGGUAAACAAUGCUGCUAUCGAUGGAACCAAAGGAUUUGGUGAACCAGAUGCUAUGAAUUAA
Molecule: messenger RNA, 330 nt
Organism: Tetranychus urticae (two-spotted spider mite)
Lineage: Eukaryota; Metazoa; Arthropoda; Arachnida; Trombidiformes; Tetranychidae
Source: RefSeq, a predicted model, not a curated record